Molecule: messenger RNA, 927 nt
Organism: Lobosporangium transversale
Lineage: Eukaryota; Fungi; Mortierellomycota; Mortierellomycetes; Mortierellales; Mortierellaceae
Exons: 1
Coding region: 1-927 (308 amino acids)
Source: RefSeq, a predicted model, not a curated record
AUGCAUGCCGCACUCAAGUUCACUACCGCUUUUGUCGGUCUCGCUUGUGUCAUCCAAGCUGCUCCCGUGAGUAGCCGCUGUAUCGGUGCUGAAUGUUCCCAAUCCGCAAAUUCCGGAUCCGUCCUUGUGGGCUCUACUACCAAUGUGGUCCCAUUGACGCAAGUCGUGCCAGUGACGCGCUACCAACCUCUCGUCCAAGCAUACGCGCCCAUUGUCCAGUCUGCAUGCGCUGAGCCUCUGACGGAGAGCUUACCGUUCUCCAAGGCUUCGCUCCAAUAUGACCGAUUUGGCCCCAUGAGGUCCGGUGAGAGAUUGAUGUUCGAAAGCGGUCGUCGUAUGCCUUUCGAGCCCAUGUUGAGCCGAUUCAUCAAGCGUAGUGAAGAGGAAAACGAGGCCAGUAAGCACCACAUGACCAAGCCUGAGGGAUGCGUCCUGGAUACCAAAGGCACAGAGUCAUGUGAGCAAAGCGUACCUGCAAGCACUGUAGAUAUGGGUUCGAUGGUCACUGCGGAGCCCAAAAACGUGAUUUUGCCCUCGACAGUUUAUCAAGGCCACGUCAAGGAUAAAGGGCCUGAUAUCUAUGCUGCGCCUGAACAACAUAGUGCAUUGAGCCAAGCAAAUGUGAACCUGGGUUCUAACGCGAUUGUCCAGCCUGUGACCAAGGUGGUGCCUUCGACCACUUACCAGCCCUCAGUUGAGAACAAGGCUACGAUUGUGGAAGCAGCCGAGCCACAAGACCAGAGCUUGGAACGAUCUUCGGCCUCGUUGGGGUCGACUGUGACGAUCCGGCCUGUGACGACGGUCAAGCCCUUGACGAUCUAUCAACCCAAGAUUGAGAGUUUGCCAUUCCGUAUCCAUGAUGAGGGUUGUAAAGUUGUAUAUGUGCAUCCCACUGAGGAAAAGAAGGUUGAAUAUAUCCCCUGGUAA